Messenger RNA from Naegleria fowleri, 2139 nucleotides. RefSeq lists its product as uncharacterized. Gene Ontology annotation, molecular function: UDP-glycosyltransferase activity. NCBI's taxonomy places the organism in Eukaryota, Heterolobosea, Eutetramitea, Acrasida, Naegleriidae. Bases 1 to 2139 code for a protein of 712 amino acids. The record is from RefSeq and is a predicted model, not a curated record. The transcript has a single exon.
AUGUUGAAACCAUCUCAGCUUAUUUGUCAUCCAUCCAUAGUUUCAUCAUUCCAGAUGAUGAUGAUGAUGGUAGGGUUGGUGGUCCUGUGUUUCACACGUUGUUCAUUCAUUCGUCCUUGCCAUUCUGCUAUUCUUGGCGACACCUCCACCACCACGACUAUUGAUUUCAACCAUUCCAUCUUCCUAAAACAACAAGAAUCAUCAUCAGUUCCUUCUCCUCUCCUCUCACGAAAUGUCUUGAUUCUUUCACUUCCAUAUCCAGGACAUGUCCUUUCUCAAAUCGAGUUAAUGGAUUCUCUUUCGAAAAGUCCUCUCGUUUCGAAUAUUACCUUGAUGACAUUGGAUGUUGCAUUGGGUGCUGAUCCUCGUUUGAAACAAUGGUAUUCUUGUCAACAAAUUGAUCCUGAACAGAAUGAUCCUAAUAAUGAUGAAAAAACAAGAAUGUUGAACCAAUCAUGUCAUUUACAAUCCCAAAAUGACAAGAAAAUUCAUGUCAAGUUUAUAACAUCCACAAAACCAAAAGGUCACGAAGAAGAAUUCUUUCGACCCGAACACUACAAGCAAUUGAUGCAACAAGCCUCACAAAGCAAUAUUCAUCAAGGUGUUGAGAAGGGAUUUGAAAAAGCCAUUCGUCCCAUUGAAAAAUUGUUAAUUGAACAUUUGGAACUUGUGGAAAUUGAGGAUCAUCCUGUUGAAUACUUUUCAACUCGUUCCAUUCAAAAAGUGAUACCAUUUACUGAUCGAAAAGGUCGAUUGGAACAAUUGAAGUAUUAUUCUCCAGAACAAACUUCACAGAGAGGAGGCAAAUAUGUGAAACGAUUUGUUCGAAUUAAGAAUGAUCCUUCUCAAACUUUAUUUGCACAUGUGAAUGUGGAUUUAGCAUUUUUCGCGAUACAGGGAAUUGUUGCAAAGAGUCAAGUGUCGUGUUCUAAAAUUUAUGGAACAGUACUUCCUCAUAAUUUGUUUCAUUAUCCUUCAUAUAGUGCUGACAAGUUGGAAUAUUUCACAAAUCCUUGGAAACGUUUGACAGUCAUGCCAUAUUUGGCGUGGAAAGAAAUGCUUUUUGGAAUACAAUUAAUUUCAAAAAUGGAAGAAUACUCUUCAUUGGAUGAGCACUUGUUGAGUGAACAAACUUGUGCAAGAUUUCAAAUUUAUAGUUUUGGAUUUGAGUUCGCAUCAAAAAGCAGUCAACAAUUGAACACUUUUCUUGUGGGACCUUUUAUUCAUGAAAAUCACAUCAAGAAUGAAUUGGAACGAUUGCAACAACUCAAUGUGGAUGUUUCACAAACAGAGAGUGGUUAUUAUGGAUUAUUGGAUUGGAUCCACUCUCAACAGGAUGUCAUGCUUUCCAUUUUGGGAUCCACCACAGUCAUGGAUCGUGACGAGUUGCUGAAAUUUAUCAACUCAAUGAUGGUUUCUAUUGAGGGAAAUUCACACAUUUCCAUACUACUCUCAUUGGGAACAAAUAAUAUGCAAACAUUUCAUUCAUUGUUGGAAGAAAGUACCAAAAACGGUAAUAACCAUGAUUGGACAACGAUGAGUUUGACCUCAUUACUGACACAUCCUCGAUUUCGUUUAUUGAAAGGAUUUGUACCUCAGAGAGGACUUCUCUCUUUGGAUAAGAUUAAGAUAUUCUUGACACAUUGUGGAGCAAAUUCUGUUGCAGAAGCUCUUUAUUUUGGAAAACUCUUAAUAGGAAUGCCCUUCUCGUUUGAUCAUGUACGAAUUUCAAACGCCAUUCAAGAAUUUGGAGUUGGAAUUUCGUUAUAUACUGCAAAAGGUGAAAGUUAUUCUAUUGAGAAAAUGUCAAAUGCCAUUCAGAAAUUACUCUAUUCACCACUCGAGAGUAGGAACUAUCAGUCCACUGUGAAAAAAGUGAAAACCAUCAUGAAAUAUUCAGGAGGAAUGAAAAAAGUGGUUAAUGUCAUUGAAAUGAUGCUGGAACUUGAUGGUGAUUUAUCCUCAUGGACCUUAACAGAUCAUCAUUUGACAUGGUAUCAAUAUUACUGGUUGGACAUUAUUACCUUUUAUGGGAUACUUAUGGGACUUGUUGUGAAACUUGUGGUUUGGGGUGUUGUGAAAUUGAAGAAGUUAUUAUUAUUGCAUUGGUUGAAAUCAAGAGAGAAGAAAACUCAGUGA